AUGGAGAUAUUCCCCAGUCUACCACAAGAUAUUGCACGCCUCAUCCUAGAGUGCUCGGCAGAGCAAGAUCGCAACUCGGCGCUGACGUUGGCCUACCUGUCGCGUCAAGUGAGGAGUUGGAUAGAUCAAAUAAUCUACCGCUCCGUGGUGAUUGAACACCCCCGGCAAGCUGAGGCUUUCUGCUGGACACUCGGACAACGACACAAGUCGUUCUUUCAAACGCAUGUUCACACAAUCUGCUUUGCGUAUGGGAUAAGCCUACGGCAUACCGUCAAGAUUUUGUCCGUCUGCGAUCGUUUGUCCAGUCUUGCUUGCUGGAUCGAACCCGCUUCCCGUCUGCUCCCAACCACCACCGUUGAAGCGACCGUAACCCGGGUCCAGCCUCACCUAUUCACCAUGCUCAGUGAAGCCAACAUUGUAUCCUCAUUCGAAUACCCGCCCCGAAGGCUAUCAUGCACCCUCCACCACUUACAAUGCACCACCGAUCCCGACUUCUCCGCCCCAUUGCUAGAAAACGUGACCCACCUCGACUUGUACCGGGAAUCCCAGUUCUUCUACGACUGGUCGUGGAAAGGGUUCUGUGAAAUGCAGAAUCUUAUGUAUCUUUCCUUCGACCUCAGCAUCGCUGCAUCGCUGGAUGUGAUCACCUACGUCCUAGCCUUCGUACCUGCUAGUCUUCGCGUGUGUCUCGUGUUAUUCCAUAGGGGAGAUUCAAUGUUUGGAAGCAUAGAUGAUUUCUUUGAAACGGACGAGCGGAUGCAAGCUAUGGUCGUGGGCGACGUAGAUCGGAGACUAGUCAUCGGGAGUGGUGAGGCUCUGAAGAGAUAUUCACGGUAUAAGCACAUGGUGCUGGAGAGGACAUACAAGGAUGUCCUGAAGGACUGGAGCUACUCUCUAGGCGAGGAAGAUAUGUGGACAGUGGCACAAGGAAUCAUCUUCCGUCGAUGGCAGAGAUAA
Molecule: messenger RNA, 957 nt
Organism: Pleurotus ostreatus (oyster mushroom)
Lineage: Eukaryota; Fungi; Basidiomycota; Agaricomycetes; Agaricales; Pleurotaceae
Exons: 2
Coding region: 1-957 (318 amino acids)
Source: RefSeq, a predicted model, not a curated record